Protopolystoma xenopodis is the source of this 942-nucleotide messenger RNA. Lineage: Eukaryota; Metazoa; Platyhelminthes; Monogenea; Polystomatidea; Polystomatidae. The record is from the annotation of a GenBank genome assembly.
UUCUUGAGCCUAACCCCCGAUGUCGGCAGCCUCUAUUGGCCCAUCACGACGGGUCAUUUUACUGCUGCUUUCGGCUACGCCGCUUUGCCUCUUCUCCUGUUUCCGAGGAUGCGACUGAUUGCCUGGUUCAGUUUAAUCGCCGUCGUCAGUCUUCUCGUCUGCCUGACCGGUGUUUUCGUCUACUGCGGCCUCGAGUUGGCGGAGCCUGGAAGUCUGGAGAUGGUGAAAUCACAUCUGCCUCCCAUCGUUGGUACUUUCGACCGUCUGCCCAUCUGCUUGGGUGUCAUCGUAUUCUCCUAUUGCGUUCACGCCGUCCUGCCCGGCAUCGAGGCCAGCAUGCAGACGCCGGGCCGGUUGCCGAACGUGCUGCGAUACACCUUUCUGCUAGCCGCUCUGUUGAAGUGCAUCUUGGGCCUGUUGCCAACGCUGGUGUUCGGCCCGAAUCGGGUGGAGCAGUCGGUGUUGGAGAGUUUUACCGGCCGAAUUCGUCUGCAAAUGUGUACUCGAAUUGCCAUCAGCCUGAACGUCUUCUUCAGUCUGCCUCUGGUAGUCUACGUGAUCGGCCGGCAAAUUGACAUUGCCAGUCGGUCGGAAGGUUGGCUGAGGGAUCCGGCCACGGGAAAGCCGAAAAGGGCCAUUCGACUUGUCUGGCUGUUUGCCACUCGCGGCGCCCUCCUCAGUGCCGCCAUUCUCACGGCACUGUUGGUACCCCAUUUCGCGCUGAUCAUGGCGUUCAUCGGCUCGGUGACUGGCUCUUUGCUCUGCUUCGUCCUGCCGGCCUACUUCCAUCUCGCCCUCACACAACGUACCGCAGCUGGCGUAUCGAAGAAGCGUCUUUGUGUGAAUUGGGUGAUAAUCAUAUUCGGACUGGGAGCAACACUAGUCGGAGGAGUGUUUUCGUGUAGAGAAAUCGUGCAGACAUUUUGGCUACACAUAAAAUGA